Impatiens glandulifera is the source of this 1371-nucleotide messenger RNA. RefSeq names its product zeatin O-glucosyltransferase-like. Lineage: Eukaryota; Viridiplantae; Streptophyta; Magnoliopsida; Ericales; Balsaminaceae. Gene Ontology annotation, molecular function: UDP-glycosyltransferase activity. Bases 1 to 1371 code for a protein of 456 amino acids. The record is from RefSeq and is a predicted model, not a curated record. The transcript has a single exon.
AUGGCGGAUCUCCAUCACCAAAUCGAAUCACAGCCGGUAAUCGUAGUUCUAGUUCCUCUCCCAUUACACAGCCAUCUAAACCAAGCUUUACAACUCGCCACCCUAAUCGCCGCCUACAAAAUCCCCGUCCAUUACGCAACCUCCGCCACCCAUUGCCGUCAAGCCAAGCUCCGUUUCAAUGGUCAAAAAUCAUCAGAUAUAUCCAACAUCAUCCAUUUCCAAGAAUUACCCGACCCGAUUUCAUCAUACCCUGAAAACAAUCUCCACCCCUCUUUGAACGCCUCCUUAGAAUUACGCCAUCCAAUGACCGCCCUUUUACAAAAACUCUCAUCUUUAUCUAAAAGGGUAGUAGUUAUCAACGAUUCGAACAUGGCUUAUGUUGUUCAAGAUAUUCCAUCAAUUUCAAACGUUGAAUCCUACUCUUUCACCUGCAUAUCUGCGUUCAGUCUUCUUUGUAUACUCAGUCAAGGCAUACUAACAACAGAAGAGACAAGAUUUAGAAAGAUUGUCGGUGGGAUUGAGAAAAUACCACAAAUGACACAAACUGUCACACCUGAAAUACUGAAUUUCUUAGCUGUUCAAUCCCCUUAUGUGGAUCUUAAGCAUGGAGAUAUAAUCAACACGUGUAGAACCUUGGAAAGCUCUUAUCUUGAUCUACUAAAGGAUGAAAACAGAGACAAGAAACCGCAAUGGGCUUUGCCUUUGCAUACUUUGCAUUAUCGGGUCGAUGGGGUCGAUAAGAGCAGAGAUAAAUGUCUUGUCUGGUUAGACAAACAACCACCGAAGUCUGUUUUAUUCGUUUCCUUUGGAUCAUCGACAUCAAUGGUUGAAAAACAGGUGAAAGAACUUGCUGUCGGUCUUAGAGGAAGCAAACAGAGAUUCUUAUGGGUAUUACAAGAUGCGGAAAGAGCAGAUGGUUUGAGCAAGGCUUGGAAAAGUGGAUUGCCAGAUGGGUUUGAAGAGAGUGUGAAGGGAAUAGGAAUGGUUACACGAGAUUGGGCACCGCAAGUUGAGAUAUUGGGUCAUGGUUCGGUUGGUGCGUUUAUGAGUCAUUGUGGUUGGAAUUCGUGUAUGGAGAGUUUGAGUAUGGGGGUUCCUAUUGUGGCUUGGCCGAUGCAUUCUGAACAACCUUAUAAUGCUCUGCUUGUGACCGAGAUGCUUAAAGCUGGUGUUGCGGUUAAGGAAUGUGAUGGGGAUUUGGUGGGUUCGGAUUUGAUUAAGGAGGCGAUUGAAGAGAUUAUGGUUUCUGAUGAAGGAGUGAUUAAGAGGGAAAGGGCAGAGGAAAUUGGUUUGAGUUUGAGGAAGGCGGUUGAAGAAGGUGGUGUUACACGUUUGGAGGUUGAUUCUUUCGUUAAACACAUCACCAGAUAG